GAAACGGAAUUUGCCAACCAUGGAGUGAUAUAAGGCGCUUCUAUGGACCCUACCUUUUGAUAGUGACAUUUUACUGAAAGCUACAGAUCAUGACUAUUCAAUACUAUCAGCAUCUACAUAUUAAUUCCUAUUCCUGUUGCCUGUCGCCGAAACUUGACCACGGACUGAUUGUUGAUUUUCAAUCUUCAUAGAAAUGAAAUGCCAAAUAUCUAGUCAAGCACGUAAUCACACCUCGGGUCAUUGGUUGCUCAGCCGAGGAUAUUGUUUCCGCCGACGUGACACAUUGACAUCGUUGGACUGGCUUCAAGGGGCUCGUUUGAGACAAAAUGGCUGUACCAGGUGAACUUCGGUCCAGGCAAGUGAAGUUCUCAAUGAUCUGGCAUGAAGGAUGUGUCCAAUUUCAGCUGCCGGGUGGUAUCCGGAUGCAAAAAAUGUAGCAUACUCGAAUCUCGGUCCGUCAUCUAGUGCUAGGUUCGCCGGUGCGUCCAUCGGGCAAUCGAAAUCAAUCCGGCGGCGGAGAAUCCCCGGGCACAACGACUGGGAAUCAGAAGGACUGUGGUCCGACUACUCUCUCUCAGAGGCCAUCCCGACCUCACCGAUCGCCAAACAUUUGCGAAACACUUCAACCUCCCUGAUAGAAUCGCUAUUUUUCACUUUUCGCCGACUUUUAUGGCAACAAUGCUAUAAACCAACUUGUGCGGUGUGAUGUCGGGAAAACCUAACUGCGAUCCACACCGCGUACGAGAGCUGCGGAUGGAAUUCCAAUUAUGGCCAAACCCUUAGUCGCGGUAUUGAUUUCACACGGUACUGCAUUGUCUUGCGUUUCAUCUUUUGACACUUUCA
Messenger RNA from Coccidioides immitis RS, 843 nucleotides. RefSeq lists its product as uncharacterized. The transcript is spliced from 3 exons. The record is from RefSeq and is a predicted model, not a curated record. Lineage: Eukaryota; Fungi; Ascomycota; Eurotiomycetes; Onygenales; Onygenaceae. Bases 389 to 706 code for a protein of 105 amino acids.